Molecule: messenger RNA, 2536 nt
Organism: Menidia menidia (Atlantic silverside)
Lineage: Eukaryota; Metazoa; Chordata; Actinopteri; Atheriniformes; Atherinopsidae
Source: the annotation of a GenBank genome assembly
CCACGCUCGACGUGACGUGGGGCUGCGUCACGGCGGUGUGGGAGGGCCGGGGCACAGGCCCGUGCAGCAGCAGCGACGGUGGGAGCGGAGCCGAGUUGAGGGGUAUCGUCGCUGCGUUGUGCCGGGCCCGGGAGCGACCGAAACUUCACUGCCAAGAUGUCCGACGAAGAGCAAGAGCAGACUAUAGCCGAGGACCUGGUGGUCACCAAAUACAAGAUGGGGGGUGACAUCGCUAACCAGGCUCUUCGUCUGGUUGUGGAGGCCGCAAAACCCGGGGUGUCUGUCCUCAGCCUGUGUGAGAAAGGUGACAUGUACAUCAUGGCUGAGACUGGAAAGGUCUUCAAAAAGGAGAAGGAAAUGAAGAAAGGCAUUGCCUUUCCUACCAGCGUCUCAGUCAAUAACUGUGUUUGCCACUUCUCUCCUCUGAAGAGUGACCCCGACUACACACUAAAAGAUGGGGAUCUGGUCAAAAUAGAUCUUGGAGUACAUGUUGACGGCUUCAUUGCCAACGUUGCCCACAGCUUUGUGGUCGGAGCCAAUAAGGAGAACCCUGUCUCAGGCCGAAAAGCUGAUGUUGUCAAAGCUGCCCAUCUGUGUGCAGAAGCAGCUCUCCGCCUCGUGAAACCUGGCAACCAGAACACUCAAGUGACAGAAGCCUGGAACAAGAUUGCACAGUCGUUCAAAUGCUCACCUAUUGAAGGUAUGCUGUCUCAUCAGUUGAAGCAGCACAUCAUAGAUGGAGAGAAGACCAUCAUCCAGAACCCGACAGACCAGCAAAGAAAGGACCACGAGAAGGCAGAGUUUGAAGUGCAUGAAGUCUAUGCCGUGGAUGUCCUAGUUAGCACCGGGGAGGGAAAGGCAAGAGAUUCAGGCCUAAGGACCACAAUAUAUAAGAGGGACCCAACUAAACAAUAUGGUUUGAAGAUGAAGACCUCUCGUACGUUCUUCAGCGAGGUGGAACGGCGCUUUGAUGCCAUGCCCUUCACCCUGAGGGCAUUCGAGGAUGAGGCCAAAGCCCGUCUAGGUGUGGUGGAGUGUGCCAAACACGAGUUGCUACAGCCCUUCAGUGUGCUUCAUGAAAAAGAGGGUGAGUUAGUAGCUCAGUUUAAGUUCACAGUGCUGCUGAUGGCCAACGGACCUCACAGAAUCACCAACGGACCUUUUGAUCCAGACCUCUACAAGUCAGAGCACGAGGUUCAGGAUCCAGAGCUUAGGACUUUACUACAGAGCUCAGCAAGCCGUAAAACACAGAAGAAGAAGAAAAAGAAGGCCUCAAAGACUGCAGAGAAUGCAACUGGGCAGCCAACUGAGGACACAGAAGCCGCUGAAUAAAAACUGCCUUUCCACAAAUGCAAGACCCUAAAGAGAAAAAAGAGAACAUGUGACAUGCUUCCCUAAGCUCUCUGCCUAUUCAAUGGUUACAGUUGAUUCGACAGAGGUAUUAGAAAUUAAUAAAAUUCCCAUAUGUAUCACUACACAAUACGACAAUCCGAUACGGAUGCUUAACCCUUUACUGCAUUAAUGGAAAAGACCUGUGGAAGUUUCUUUCAUUGUUUCCUUAAUUGGACUAACAAAUAAAUUAAAUGGAAUGAGGUGGGAACUUUGUAAUAACUCCAUUGGUCCUUUCAACUAUUUGCCUAUUUUGCUGCUGUUUUUUUCUUAUAAAUUCUUAUCUGAAAUUGUAGAUUACAGCUGGCAUUGAUGGCAAUAAAUUGGCCUAAAUGUCAUUUAAACCCUGUGAUAAGAUUGUGUCUAUUUGAGGGCGUUGUGGAUUCUUCUUUUAUUUUAAUGUUAUGGAUUAAGGUGCAUUGUUCCCUUUUUGACAGAACAACCUGUACAAGCCAUUCACACUUGUUGCAUUGUCAUCCCUUUGGUUUGUCUUGUUAAUCAGAUUUUUUUUUUUUUUUAAUCUUGCCUUGAAUUAUUAAACUGAAGUGUUCAUUUUUAACUAAUCAAGUUGUUCCCCUACCAUGCAGUAAAGGGUAGCAACAUCAGAGUACCUUGACAGUUUUAAGAAAUAUGGAUAUAAUUUUUUUUCCUCUACAGGGUAAAUUACACUAAACUACACUACUGAACAUUUUUGAACCACUCUAGAUUUUGAUGCAAUAAUGGAAGAGAAUACAUUUUUAAAAAGUCUUUGAGCAAGAAGUCAAACGUGCCAUCAGCUUGACUUGAGGGAACAAACUGCCACCUUUACUGCCAUUCCCCUUUAUGAUAAAGAUGCAAAUCUAUAUUGUAUGUUUGGCUGUGAGAGGGAAACAACACUUUUUUUUAUCAGUGACACCUGUGACUUGAUUUACUACAUCUUUAUUCUUGUGAAGCAUGAAAACUUAAACUUUUUUGUUUUUUGGAACAUCUCAUUUUUUUGGGAGGUUUUCGGAUCAGUUGGACCAGUACAGUAAUUUCAUGUACGUUAUUAUUGGGUCACAUUUGUCCACAGCUGAGCAUGUUGGAAAAGGCUGAAUCCUGCGUUUUAGCUCAGCCACUGGGCUCUGGAACUUUACAUCAGCUAAAUAAAAAAAGGUUUUCUUACUCG